This is a messenger RNA of Spea bombifrons (plains spadefoot toad), 3333 nucleotides long. RefSeq names its product POU class 3 homeobox 3 (gene POU3F3). The transcript has a single exon. Gene Ontology annotation, molecular function: RNA polymerase II cis-regulatory region sequence-specific DNA binding; DNA-binding transcription factor activity, RNA polymerase II-specific. Gene Ontology annotation, cellular component: nucleus. NCBI's taxonomy places the organism in Eukaryota, Metazoa, Chordata, Amphibia, Anura, Pelobatidae. Gene Ontology annotation, biological process: regulation of transcription by RNA polymerase II; brain development. Bases 619 to 1956 code for a protein of 445 amino acids. The record is from RefSeq and is a predicted model, not a curated record.
UCUGUGAGGGAGGGACACGCAGAGCUGUCACAGGCACAGAGGGGGAGGCUGAUCAGCCGGCCAACUUCCACUGGAGUUAGUGAGGAAAGGAAGCAUCCCGGCACAAGGCAUUCCCAAUGCGAGGCUCCCAGGCAGCCGGGGCACGCAGCUGAGCUCCAGCCUGGCACAGGUUGCAUUAAUAAAGAGGAUGCGCAGGACUUUAGCUGGACUCAGGCGACUUGGGGAGGAGGACCCGGCUCUCCGGCAAUAACUACUUUAGCUUUAAUGCCGCAUCUUCACGCGAAGUUUGGGACCGGGAAGCAGGCAAAGUUGUGAAGGAGCCAGCCCGGAAUUGAGAAGCCAUUUAAAUGCCCCUGAGAGGAGGCAGAUAAAAAAGUGGAAGGAGUGCUGGAGGCUAGGAUUCCUGCGCUGGAGAGAGGGCUGUUUAUUCUCUGCGAGCGGCCACCGAGAACAGGUGAAGUGAGCGCAGAGUGGAGGAGGGGGGAAGCCCUCACUUGGAGACACUGGGCUGAUCCUCCAAGGACAAAAGUGCAUCUCAAAGGGGAACCCUACACAGGCUGCGGGGGAGGAGAAGAGGAAGCCCCAAACCUGUGGAUAGCAACUGGCAGGGGGGAAGCAAUGGCCACGGCUGCUUCUAACCCCUACCUCCCCAGCAAUAGCAUCCUGUCUCCCGGCUCCAUCGUGCACUCGGACUCAGGGGGCGGUGGGGGGAUGCAGCCGGGCAGCGCAGCCGUCACCUCGGUGUCAGGAGGCUACCGGGGGGACCCCACGGUGAAGAUGGUGCAGAGCGACUUCAUGCAGGGCGCCAUGGCUGCCAGCAACGGAGGACACAUGCUGAGCCACGCACACCAGUGGGUCACGGCGCUGCCACAUGCGGCGGCAGCGGCGGCGGCAGCAGCUGCAGCGGCGGCGGAGGCAGGCUCGCCCUGGUCUACUAGCCCCGUAGGAAUGACGGGUAGCCCGCAGCACCCUCAGCAGCAGCAGGACGUGAAGGGGGGAGCGGGGAGGGACGAACUGCACCCGGGGGCCGCCCUGCACCACCGGCCGCCUCACCUAGGACCGCAUCAAGGACACCCGGGAGGCUGGGGGGCAGCGGCCGCUUCUCACAUUCAGUCCAUGACUGGGGGGUCACAACAGCAGCAGCAGCAACAACAACAGCAACAACAGCAAGCCCUGCUUUACUCCCAGUCCGGGGCAUUCACUGUGAACGGUAUGCUGAGCCCACCCCCGGGGAGUCAGAGCCUGGUACACCCGGGACUGGUGAGGGGAGACACACCGGAGCUGGGGGAGCACCCUGGUCAUCAUCAUCAUCACCACCACCAGCAGCAUCAGCAGCACCACCAACAGCAGCAGCACCACACAGGGGUGAACAGCCACGAUCCCCAUUCAGACGAGGACACCCCGACCUCGGAUGACCUGGAACAGUUUGCCAAGCAGUUCAAGCAAAGGAGAAUAAAGCUAGGCUUCACCCAGGCGGACGUGGGCCUGGCCCUAGGCACUCUCUAUGGCAACGUCUUCUCCCAGACCACCAUCUGCAGGUUCGAGGCGCUGCAGCUUAGCUUCAAGAACAUGUGCAAGCUGAAGCCUCUGCUCAACAAGUGGCUGGAGGAGGCCGACUCUUCCACGGGCAGUCCCACCAGCAUUGACAAAAUAGCAGCCCAGGGUAGGAAAAGGAAGAAGAGGACCUCCAUCGAGGUGAGCGUCAAAGGGGCACUGGAGAGCCAUUUCCUCAAAUGCCCCAAGCCAUCGGCUCAGGAGAUCACCAACCUUGCGGACAGUUUGCAACUGGAGAAGGAGGUGGUCAGGGUCUGGUUUUGCAACCGUAGGCAGAAGGAGAAGAGGAUGACCCCACCAGGGAUCCAACAACAGACGCCAGAUGAUGUCUACUCCCAGGUGGGCAACGUGGGGGCUGACACGCCGCCCCCUCACCACGGGAUGCAAACUAGUGUGCAAUGACUGGAGUGGGCACCCAGUAGCAGCUGUCUGACAAGUGAAGCCACGGGAGGAUCUCGCCACACUCAGCCACACUCAUCCAGACUGCUGUUUUUUUUAUAAAUAGAUCUAUAAAUACAUAUGCAGACCUCAUGGUAGGGGAAGAGAAACAUCCACUGAAAGAGGGCAAUUUGAGCAAUCGUCUUGGUACUCUCGUGGCACAUGGGUGGAGAUGCAGAAUGCACCAAAAACUGCAGAUGUCCCUUUUUAAUAUAUAUAUUCUAUUUUUAAUAUUGUUUUUAUUUGCCUUAUGACUUCCACCCAGUUACACAACAAUGGAUAGCCCCACUGCCAUUUUUUUCUUUCGUUAUCCUAUUGCAAUCCACUAUGUUUUACGGAACACAAGACCCACAUACAACAACAAAAACAUUUCUACCAAGAGAAGGGAAUGAUUAGAGGAAAGUGGUUUGUUUGUGUUGCUGCUACCUGGGAGUCUUUUCUAUCAUGGCUUCUAAUCACAGAUAAAAAAAAAAAGCUAACAAGAGGACAGAACUAUGCUCCUAUUUCCAGCCAAGCAACCGAAAUUGAAAUAGCACUAAAAAAAACUGUAAAAAAGGAGAUAGGUUCACCCAUACUGGGAAAAAAUAGUAAGCAGGGUACAAACAACAUAAGGCAGAGAAUAAAUUCCUGAUUCUAAGACUUUGUCCUCCUCACCAGCCAUUAAGAAGGAAAAUGGAUCAUUUUAAGAUGUCAACGGAAUUUUUUCUGCUCUUUGUACCUUCAUUUUUUUUUUAAAUAAAUAACAUCCCUGUUUUUUAAUAUAUUAUUUUGACUGCUUCCCAAUUUUAAAAAAGGAUUGGAGGAAAUAAAAUCAAAAUUAGAAGAAAAACAAAAAAAACAUUCUGGACAUCUGAAGCUGCACUUACCGUUACUUCUCCUCACCUAAACACGUUGCCAACCAUGAAUGGGUGCUGAGGGUGACAAUAUAUAAUACUGCUAAUUUCCGAGCAGUGUUUUUUUGGUAGGUUUUAAUAAAAAAAAACUUUAAAAAUAUGACGUUAAAAAUGUUAGAUCUGUUACUGAUCUAAAAAAUUGCUUUAUAUUUUCAUCAAAUGACUCCUUUUAAUAUUUUAUUCAGAAUACCUAUGAACUGCUGCAAAACGGUAAUUUAUUUUUUUCCCCAAGAAUCUUGUAUUAAGUGUGUUUUUUUAUUAAUUUUGUUUGAGAUUUUUUUCUUUGUUUUUGUUUUCUGUUUUCAACGAGCACAAAUCAAAAUUGAAAAGAUGUAUGGACAGUUAGGUUCCAGUGGUCUCUUUUGAUGUGAUCAUUUUGAUUGUAAUUUAAUUUUUAGUAGUGGUUCCGUAAGAGAUGAUUGAGACAAUAAAUUUGUUAGAAUUGCAA